Molecule: messenger RNA, 951 nt
Organism: Miscanthus lutarioriparius
Lineage: Eukaryota; Viridiplantae; Streptophyta; Magnoliopsida; Poales; Poaceae
Source: the annotation of a GenBank genome assembly
AUGCAGCAGCAGCAGCCGCCGCCGGCGAAUGACCACCAGGCGGAGGUGGAGGCGGUGGCUAUGCUGUGCCUGCAGGCGCAGCAGGUGGCCGCCCUGCCCGACGCCACAGAGGGCCGCCGCAUCCAGCUGAGUACCACCUGUACUCCUGCUCCUGCUCCUGCUGCGGCAGUGUGCAGGGCGGGCGUGGCAGACUUCCACCGUCAGGUGCUCCUCCUGCACUGCGCACCCGUCAACAGCAUUGACGCCGUCGCGGUCACGGUCACCAUGGCCGCCACCUGCAACGACCAGCAGCACCCCGCCGCCGCUCGUAUUAUUGCCAGUGUCAACGUUGAUCUGGCGGAGCAGCUGCGUCGUCCCUGUCCCUCCCCCAGCGUCCUCAGCUUCGUGCUCGGCGUCGGCGGCACUACCGCUACCACUACAGCAGCUGUCGCGGGUGCCGUGCUCUCUCUCACUCUGCAUCACAGGCGGCUGGUCACCACCACAGGGACAGGCUGCAGCCUGCUGCGCAGCUGCCUGCGGCUGCCCCUCCCCCUCGCGGGCUGCUGCCCACCAGUGCUGCGGACGACGAUGAAGCAUAAUCGUCAGCAUCAGGGCCCAGCUGAGGUUGCGGACGACGGCGGCGACGGCGACGGCGAUGGUGACUCCUCGUCCUCUGGCUUCAUCACCAUCGAGAAGGGCACCAUCUCCAGGCGGCGCCCGCCGUCAGACUACCUGCUCACCACCGACGACGACGAGGUGGACGGCAAGCGGCCGCCGGGGGCCCCCACCACGACCACCACCUGCUGCUGGUCCUUGUCGUCCUUGGACGACGACACCAAAGUGGAGAACGACUUCCUGGCCAUGCUAAUGCUGGAAGACGACGACGACGACGAUGACUUGGUGGACCAGCUGGACGCGCUCAUCAAGGACGCCGAGGCCGACCUCCCUGUCAUAUGGCCAAGCCGCGGAUGA